GCAUUUUGAGGAACGCUUUAUUUCCAUCUCCCCCCUUCUCUUCUUCAUUUUGAACUAGGGGAUGUUAUCGGGAUAAUUGAAAUACCCAGUUUUCAACAAGAUAAAUACUGGGCUCUCUUUGUUUUUUUCCUCCAUCGCCUUGUUCUUUCUUAACGACGACGACGACCAACGACAAACAACUGACCAACAAGAACACACACAAGUUUUUGUUUUGUGAUCUGGCCGUUUCCUUUCCUUCCUCAUAGCCUUUUGAAGGGGAUUAGUCAAACCCCAUUUUCUCUUUGCCUUACACACGGAAAGACUCGGCCACGCGGCAAGAAAGAGAUUUGUCAGGCAGCCUCUCUCAAGUUUCACCAACAAGAACACUCUUUUGAGACCGGAUAUCCGAAAGUGUUCAAACUUCCUCAUUUUCGAUCAGUCGACAGAUUGGUUUUACCGCUAAGCCCACACAAGAAGAAUUACAACAAAACGCGCAAAUCUUUUCAACACAAACCCGUUCAACACAGUAGUUGUAGACGUUGAGAUCAAAUAGGAAGGUCAUAUGCACUGAAGCAGGUAAGAGCUACACCCAUUUUGCAGUGUGAUGCUGUGUUGGGAAAGAGAGAGAAGGGCCGAGUAGCCCCAAAAAAAGCUCUGCCAAUUUUACUCCUUUUUUUCUCUUGUGGAAAAUCAUGACGCUGUGACUCAUGUCCAGAAGUUUGAGAGAGAGAGAGAGAGAGAGAGAGAAAGAGAGAUUUUUAAUCCGCCGUUAGUCAAUUGCGCCGUGGGAAAAAAAGCACUUGAGCAACUUGCCAGCUUCUUGCCGUUGGCAACCUUUUUUUCUUUUUAUUUGCGUUCGGGAGGAAGGUUAUUCCACUUUCACCUUUGUAAAUAUACUCACUCUCUUCUCCCCCUCCCUUCCUUCCUCCUUCAAGACUCCCUGACGAACGCAACAAAAAACACAUUUACUACUAGUGUGGUAUCGGACGAUCCCCUUGUUCUUUGGACGAAACAGCGAGAUAACACACACACCGCAUCGUUUCCGCGUGACGUCCUGCGCACCUCACUUGCUUUUUGACAUCGCCAUCCGCAAAACGACGACGGACAAAAGCAAAUCGAAAACGCCACCAAACCUUUAACGUCUACAAGGAAGGAUCACGCUCUUCCCUCACACCCGCUUACGCGACCACUCAUUUUCAAACCCGCAAUCACCAUUCCGCUCUACAGACCACCGCACUCAUAGCAAGCACAUGGCCGCCUCAACAUCAUUACGGCGACUGUGCUUUUGUCAACCGCGCGGCUGCUUCCACUCGGCAAACGGAGUUUGCUCGCCCCUCUGCAGCUUUGUCAAAACCGCACUAUUGGCCGUCCUACCAAUAGGGAUAUGGCUUCUCUUGUUCACAUGCGCGCAAUUCAUUCCGUCAUCAUGGCGCCCAGGCAUCUCCGUCGACGUCCUUCCCGCCUUGGAUGAACUCUUGUUUGACAACUCCCUCGGACUCUUAUCCUUUUCUGCUGUCCUCGUUGCUGGGGGUUGGUUGGUCACUGGCUCGCAAUUUUCCACCUUUCUCCUCUUUGUUCCUCUCGUAUUACGUGCACUAAGAGACUUGGCGGCAACACCUUCCACAGUCGCCGACGUGCUCGCCUUUUUACCCUACGGUCUCUUGCACUACAUAUCCCCUGCUGUGUUUGCCAUCUGGCUGUGGUGGCACGCAGGUGUAAAGACGGCCAUUGUGUUUGCUCAGGCAUUUGGUGUACAAAACAGUCUCGGCGUCAUUACCCAACUCUUAUUUCCAACUGCCGCUCCAUGGUACAAUGAUCUCUAUGGUUUCGCGCCUGCGACAUAUUCCAUGCCUGGGAACCCUGGUGGUCUCGCCCGUGUGGACAAGCUUUUCGGCACCCACAUGUACGAAUCUGCGUUCAACAACUCUCCGCUCGUCUUUGGCGCAAUGCCAUCACUACACAGCGGCUUCGCCGUCUUGAUUAUGCUCUUUGCCAUACAUUUUUCCCGCCGCCUCGGAGGCGUGCUCGUAAUAUACAUGUGCUGGCAAUGGUGGGCGACAAUGUAUCUACGACAUCACUACAUGGUCGAUCUAUUCGUCGGUGCACUGUACUCUACUGCAACAUAUUUCCUCGCAAGACGAUAUCUGGUUCGGGCAUCUGCGGGAAUGGGGUUGGUUAGCCUUGCAAAUGACUACAAACUACUGGAUGUGGUGGUGAUGGGGGAUAUGAUGGAGGCGAAGGGUAAUGUCGGAUCGGAUGGGUCGUGGACAGAAACAAUAUUAAAGAGUCGGAGAGCGGGGGAGAGGGAUUCAUUGGUACAAAGUACAGUCCCUCUGGAGGGUGUACUAAUUGAUGGGAGAGGGGAGCUAUAGCAUUGGUGAUGAUUUUCUUUUACUUGUCUUUUUUUUUAAUGUUCACUACUGGAGCUUUUUUCUCUUUCAUAUUUUUCUGUCUGGCCGAGUUACCGUCGAAAUGCUUUUGUCGGUAGAGGGUUGGAUGAUGGGAUAUGGAGAUGGUGUCUAAUACUUCUGUGCGGGUUUGGAGUUAUCAACCGUUAUUUUGUACAAUGGUUUUUCGUUUUUCUUUAUUAUAAUAAGACUCUAGGUUGGAGGAACCAUGCGGACCCCCCUCGGCACUCGC
Messenger RNA from Spizellomyces punctatus DAOM BR117, 2619 nucleotides. RefSeq lists its product as uncharacterized. Gene Ontology annotation, biological process: sphingolipid biosynthetic process; inositol phosphoceramide metabolic process. Bases 1230 to 2351 code for a protein of 373 amino acids. The record is from RefSeq and is a predicted model, not a curated record. Gene Ontology annotation, molecular function: inositol phosphoceramide synthase activity. Lineage: Eukaryota; Fungi; Chytridiomycota; Chytridiomycetes; Spizellomycetales; Spizellomycetaceae. The transcript is spliced from 2 exons. Gene Ontology annotation, cellular component: inositol phosphoceramide synthase complex.